GUCACACGCCAGCGGACUGAGGGAGGGAGGCGGGAGCAUGGCUGGCAGGUCCCUGCGGGCGGCCCGGCAUCACCUCAGCCCGCUGCUCUCGUUGGGCGCUCGGCGGCCCUGCAGAGAUUGCUUGUGUGUCUUCAGCACUGCAGCCCAGCAGAGGAGUACGGGAGAUGAGUGUGGACCAGAGGAUCCCCGCGAUGAGCCGAGGCAUCCCCUUUCUGAGCGAACUCUGGAGCUCAAAGCCAGCAAACUGGAAGAACAAGUCCGUGAUUUAACUGAGCGAUACCGGAAAGCGUUGGCAGAUUCGGAAAAUGUCCGGAGGAGAACACAGAAGUUUGUGGAAGAUGCCAAGCUGUUUGGGAUCCAGAGUUUCUGCAAGGACCUGGUGGAGGUAGCUGAUAUCUUGGAGAAGACUACUGAGAGCGCUGCAAGAGAAGCAGAGCCUAGUGACCCAAAACCAACCCUCAAGAAGAUCUGUGAAGGCCUGUCCCUCAUAGAGGCCAAGUUGCAAAGUGUAUUUGCCAAGCAUGGCCUUCAGAAGAUGAGCCCCGUCGGUGGCAAAUAUGAUCCAUACGACCAUGAAAUAGUCUGCCAUGUGCCAGCAGAGGGAAUGCAGCCCGGCACAGUGGCACUAGUGACUCAGGAUGGCUAUAAACUCCACGGCCGCACUAUCAGACAUGCACAUGUUGGCGUGGCAGUAGAGUCGCAGGAGUGAUGUAGUGGGUGCACCCAUUGGGAUCUGAGCUGAGGACUCUGUCACACAGUGGCGAUAGCAGCUGCAUGUCUUUUCUUUAUUUAUUAAGCUAGGUUUGUAUUGUACAUUGGCUUCUUCACAACAUGUGCAGUAAUCUUGGCUUUAAUUCCAAGAGGCUCAAUUAUUUAAUGUUACUUUUUCCGAGUGUGUGUAAUGCUGGGAAUCCUGCUAUUUAUCGGAAGCAUGUGGCACUGCUAGCCCCCUUCUCUGUUGGAUUCAGGUCUCUAUUAAAACUUGCACUGGGGGAAGAGGGAGUUGGGGAGAGAGAAUCUGAGAGCCAGGAAUUUCUGCCUUCUGAUCCCAGCUCUGACGUACUCUUUCUGUGGCUUUCGGCAAGUCACUUAGCCACUCUGCCUCAGUUUCCCUAUUUGUAAAAUAGGGAUAUAAUAAUACUUACUAACCACCUCACAGGGGCGUUGUGAGGAUUAAAUAAUAGUUGAGAUGUACCUUAGAGAUGAAGAUCUCUAGCUAAGUGCUAAGUAUUAUUAUGAGACUCUUGUGUGGUCUUUUAUUUUUCCUGUUUCCCUUAGGCAGAAGGAGCUGUGAAGCAUCUGCCAUUUUCAGCCAGACUUUUCUCAUCUCUCUUCAGAAAGCAAUUCUGAAUUAACAAAGCCUUAAAUCAUCUUGUAUUUGAGUAUGGAUGAGGGUUUUUAAAAAAAAAAAAAAAAUCAUCAACUGAAACGUGAUCAGAUUAAUGUUUGCUCUCCAGCUAAGACUUCAGACCUGCAGAGCCAUCCCUAGGGGGCAGCGAAUCAGGGCAACCGCUCCCGGCCCCGCACUUUGGGGGGCCCGGUGAGCAGGUGUGAUUGGCCAGCGCCGCAUGGGCGGCGGGUGAACCGCUGGCUGGGGGAGGGAGAGCUCUCCACCCAAGGGAGAGCCACGCUUGGCUGUUUGGGAAGGCACAGCCUCCCCUUCCCGCUCCCAGCGUGAUGUCACUUCCGCUCCGGUCCCUGCACCUCCCUAGGAACAGCCCUGCAGAUCUAUCUGCUUCUCACUAAAGUUAAACAGUGAGAGCGACACCAGUCGGGGGAGCAGAAACUGUUCUCAAGUUUCAGCCACUGAGCAAAGAUCUAGGCCUGUUCUCCAAACAAGAAGUAUUUUUAAGAGAAGGAAAAUCUAUCUCUAAAUCAUUUGUGCUGCAGCUUCCAAGCAUCAGAAACGGUUCACUCUUUACUAGCCCUGAAAAGGGAAAUAUGAUCUCUUAUUUUGUCAAGCCACCAGCUAAUUGAUACACAAUUAACACCGUUGCCUUUCCCAACCCUAAUUCAGAGCCUGUUUCUGCCUGGCUGUGGAUAGACAUCAAAUUUAGGCUUUAUUUCAUUAGCGAAAGCUCAAAGUGUCCUUGAAUCAGUUGCAGCAGCAAGUAUGAGCAAGUGAAGAGAAGCAGAGAUCCAAGUGCCCAUCGAGUUUGGGAGCUGGCCUGAAGGGUUCUAGCUCAAGGCAGUCUGGCUGGUGAAGCCUGGCGAAAUAUCAUAGGGCAUGUGUAUCUCUCUUGCUGAACGGUUUGUAUGUGUGAUGCCUUCAGCUGAACUGAAAGGAUGGGUAGACUCCUCAUCCCCAGCAUUACUGACUUACUAGAAGCGAAUGUCUAUCUCUGAGCUAAAUGGGAAUCCAGCCCUCAUUUAAUGAACAGCAGGAGAAAUAAUGGAAGAGAAGGCCCCAAGCUAUCGGCUGCAUUAUAAAAGGCAAGGAGGGUGAACAGUUGUACUUUCAGGAAUUCUUGCCCUCUCUCUUGUUAUCAAACCUAUGGUCUGGCAGGCGUUUGGGCUCUGCUUCCAAAGACUUUUGUCUAGUGGGGGCACCAGUUCUGUCUCAGAGGAGGUAUUCCUUUCCCAUUCCUUUGCAGAUGUGAGAUCCUGAAAAAGGCAGGAGAGGUACUCAUAGUCUUGUGAUGGACCUCAAGAUUACAACCUCCCUUAAUUAGCAGCUACAAAUUAAGACUUUCUGGGAAGAUUCCAUAAACCUAGAAUAUUCAUCUGAGUGAGUUUCGUUCAAAGACAGACAUGUCUCUUCUCAUAUGAUUAGUACAAAACUGCCUCUUAAUAACAACAGAACCCAUGGUUCCCUUGGGGGUGAUUCAGCAUUCCCAUUCUUCAUUACAAAACACUUCUUAGCGUGUGUAUGUGCCUCUGACCAUGUAGGAUGUUGAGGUGGGUGUUGAGGCAAGUACUUGAGAUCUCAGCCCUGGAAAUCAGUACUUCAUGGCAAUAUUGGAUCAUUUCUAGCAAACAUCCGCUUACAUUUCUUUACCCGUGUAACUUCUAUAAUACUGGCAUACCUUACAGGGCUGUUGUGAGGAUUAAUUUAAGGUGUACAAAGUGCUCUGAGUUCCUUUGACUAAAGGUGCUAGAAAGAGGCAUAGUAUCACUAUUAUUCUUCCUAGUUUUCUGCUUCACUUUGAAUCUCAAAAUGAAAGUGCACCUAAGCAAAUCUCAAUGGGCCAAUCUCCCAAAUUCCCUAGCAGGAGUUAGAAAUCUUAGGCUAACUUUGGUCCUGUUGCCUUUCAAACACACAUACAUCCCUCAUGUGGCUGAGGUCUAUGGCUAGGUUGAAUUUCUUCUAGGGAGAUUCCAGUCCCCUUGCUGUCUUCCAUGGUUUGCAUAAAGCUUGCAUGCUAAACAGUGGGCCAGAUUUCUCUUUGGUGUAAUUCUUUUGCACUUCAGGGUGUUACACCAUGGAGGGAUUGGGCCCUUUGGCUUUUUCUUCCCAGUCACUUUAUGAUGGCCUGACCUGAACACAGAAGUGUACUAGAAGGGAAGGUUUGGCGGAGGAGGGAAAAUGUCACAAAAACACUAAUCAUUUCCACUUUAAUACACCCAUGAACAUUAGAAGUUGAGCACUUAAUGUAGAUGACUGGAUAACAAAUGUGUGUUCAGCUGGAGCCAUGGGAUAAGAUAGGAAGCAAAGGGUAGAAAUAAAUGGUCAGUUUUCACAGUCGAGAGGUAAAUAAUGGAGUCCCCCAAGGAUCUGUACUGGGACUAGUGCUGUACAACAUACUCAUAAAUGAUCUGGAAAAAGGUAAACAGUGACGUGGCAGAAUUUGCAAACAACACAAAAUUAGUCCAGAUAGUUAUGUCCAAAGCUGACUAUGCAGCGUUACUAAGAGAUCUCACAAAACUGGUUGACUGGGCAGCAAAAUGGCAGAUGAAAUUAAUUGAUAAAUGCAAAGUAAUGCACAUUGGAAAACAUAAUCCCAACUAUACAUACAAAAUGAUUGGGUGUAAAUUAGCUAUUACCACUCUAGAGAGAGAUAAUGGACUCAUCAUGAAUAGCUCUCUGAAAACAUCUGCUCAAUGUGCAGCAGCAGUGAAAAGCUAACAGAAUGUUAGGAACCGUUAGAAAAGGGAUCGGUAAUAAGAAAAUAUCCAAAUGCCACACUAUCAUCCAUGGUAAACCCACACCUUGUAUACUGUGUGCAGUUGUGGGUGCUCCAUUUCAAAACAGGUAUAUUAGAAUUGGGAAAAGCACAGAGAACGGCAACAACAGUGAUUUAGGGCUAUGGAACAGCUUCUAUAAAAGGAGAGAUUAAAAAAACGGGGACUGUUCAGCUUGGAAAAGAGACUAAGGGGCAAUAUGAUCGAGGUCUAUGAAAUCGUGAAUGGUGUGGAGAAAGUGAACAGGGAAGUGUUAUUUUCCCCUUCACAUAACACACGAACCAGGGAGCACAAUGAAAUUGAUAGGCAGCCGGUUUAAAAUACCUAAGGAAGUACCUCACACAUUGAAAGUCAAACUGUGGAACUCCUUGCCAGGGGAUGCUGUGAUGACCAAAAGUAUAACUAGGUUAAAAAAAGAACUAGAUAAGUUCCUCAUCAAUGGCUAUUAGUCAAGAUGGUCAGGGAGGCAACCCCA
This is a messenger RNA of Mauremys mutica (yellowpond turtle), 4597 nucleotides long. It is a transcript of the gene GRPEL2, whose product is annotated as GrpE like 2, mitochondrial. The coding region runs from base 38 to 709 and encodes 223 amino acids. The transcript has 4 exons. Gene Ontology annotation, cellular component: PAM complex, Tim23 associated import motor. Gene Ontology annotation, molecular function: protein-folding chaperone binding; protein homodimerization activity; adenyl-nucleotide exchange factor activity. The record is from RefSeq and is a predicted model, not a curated record. NCBI's taxonomy places the organism in Eukaryota, Metazoa, Chordata, Testudines, Geoemydidae. Gene Ontology annotation, biological process: protein folding; protein import into mitochondrial matrix.